CAGCGUCCCCGCAGCUUAGCACAGCACAGCACUCGCACAGCCUGAGCUAGCGCUGCUACAGACGCGUGUGUGAUGCGGUGCGGUAGGCCUCCUAGGGGCAGCAGAACCCACCAGAAUGAAGACUACUGAAGAGAAGAGUGCAAGCACACCUCGUGUGAGGUUAGCAGUCCUGGGGCAGACCAACGUCGGGAAGUCUGCCUUGACUGUCCGCUACCUGACCAGGCGAUAUAUAGGCGAAUAUCGGUCUGAUACUGAUCUACUCUACCGGCAGACCGUGAACGUGAACAAUGGGCCAGUAGACGUAGAAAUAGUGGACGUGUCUGGAGAGUCGAACGAGAGGCCGCUGCCCGCGGAGCAGGUGGAGUGGUCGGACGCGUGCGUGCUCGUCUACUCCAUCACGGACCGACGCUCCUUCGACUACAGCCAGCAGGUGCUGCAGCAGCUGAGCCAGGCGGCCAAGCCCACCGCCCUGCUCGCCAACAAGGCAGACCUCGACCACCUCAGGCAGGUGACAGAAGAGGAGGGGCGGCGGGCGGCUGCUGAGGGUGGUUGCGCCUUCUACGAGGUGUCUGCCGUGGACGAUUCGGCCGGCCUCUACCAGGCAUUCGACUCGCUGCUGGCCGAGUCCCGCGCGUCGCAGCAGCACCAGCCCAAGGCGCGCAAGUUCUCCGUCUCCAAGAUGCUGGGCACGCUCAUCGGCAAGCCGCAGACGCAGCCGCCCCCGCCGCCCGCGAGCGCCGCCCCCGGAGGCGGCACCGUCGUCGAGUUUCACAUCGCGGAGGCGCACGGGUCGCGCCGCCACAGCCGCAGGAUCAACCUGGUGGCGGCCGCUUCUUCGUGACGUCAUCCACCGCACUGCAACCUCUCCUCACGGGCUGCACGCAAUCCCUCGCUGGCCGGCUGGCGGUGUUCCGUCGCAGGGCGGGUACUUUACAUCUCAACACUCAAGUCUUAAAUCCCGUCGGCUCAUAGAAUGAGCGCUGUCUCAGGUCGGCGACCUUAGCAAGUAGCGACUUCACUGAAGGCACAGGUGCUUCUUGGAGGCUACGAAACCUAAAACCGAAGUGUCAGUGUAUAAAUCCGAUGAUUUUCUUCGCAGAGUCAUGUCUCACAGCAGUGAUUACCACUUCAUCCAAUGCUGUGGCUUACGUGCACAGUUCUGAGAUGGAAAUGUAUUGCCAAGAACAUUACUGGGCACCGUGGCUGACAGUAUUGCCUAACAUGUGGCUCCAAUAUUUCCGGCCAACAUUGCCGGCCUAUACAAAAGCUAAUAUGAAAUGUCUAUGACCUGUAGUAUUAGGAUAAUAUUCUCAUAUGGCACUAUACGACAACUCAAUCCAGAAACAAGUCUCUCUAGUGUCUGGCUGAAUGUGAGACGCUUCGCACUCAAGUUACGUGUGUAGACUAUUAAUCUCCGCGUGUCUUUCUGAAUAACACGUUUUUUUCCAUUAUGAUCGUCUGUUUUCAGAUUUACAAAGGAGAACUCCUCCAUGUGUUUAGUCGUAUAAAUAAUAAUCACAUUUUAAUCUAUUUGUCGAUGUUGGCGAUUGCAUGUCAUAAGCCGGUAGUCUAAUGUAUUUUACUAUGUCAAAGAGUAUAGCCUUCCUCAAGCUACACUGAUUUUUAUUACAGCGAAAAAGCAGAAGUUGCGAAUUUCACUUUUAUUUACUUGAUUAUUAAGGCUCUGAGCACUAUGGGACUUAACAUCUGAGGUCAUCAGUCGCCUAGAACUUAGAACUACUUAAACCUAACUAACAUAAGGACAUCACACACAUCCAUGCCCGAGGCAGGAUUCGAACCUGCGACCGGUAAGGUCGCGCGGCUCCAGACUGAAGCGCCUAGAACCGCUCAGCCACGCUGGCCGGCACUUUAUUAUUAGUUUCCGGCUGUGACCCAUUUUCGGGUCAUCCAGAUAGUCAAGAAUGAUAUUCCCAAAACAUAGUAACCAUGUCGAGAUAACAAACAUAUACGCACAACGAAGUGGAGACGAAUAGUUACAGAGCAUAUAGAAAACUAUAGAUAAGCUUAUCGCUAUGUUCUCUAACCGUUCAUCUGCACUUUGUUGUACGUAUAUGUUUGUUUCCAGAGUGAGAUUUUCACUCUGAAGCGGAGUGUGUGCUGAUAUGAAACUUCCUGGCAGAUUAAAACUGUGUGCCGGACCGAGACUCGGACUCGGGACCUUUGCCUUUCGCGGGCAAGUGCUCUGCCAACUGAGCUACCCACGCACGACUCACGCCCCGUCCUCAGAGUACUUGCCCGCGAUAGGCAAAGGUCCCGAGACCGAGUCUUGCUCCGCCACACAGUUUUAAUCUACCAGGAAGUUUUACAUGUUUUUUAUCUCGACAUAGUUGCUAUAUUUUGGGAAACAGCGUUUUCCACCAAUUGUGUGAUAUGAAAACGUGACCCUGCGCGAAACUGUUCAUUAAGUAGAUAAAAGCAAAAUUUGCAGCUUUGGCUGUUUUUCCACCGUAUUGGGUAACAAAAGUUGCUGCCCAGCAAUUACUCCACAAUGCUGGAAGUUCGUACACUGAUUUCUCAUCAAAAGUUUGGUUGGUACGCUCCAUUGUCGGUUUCGGCUUCACAUGUGUUACAAAAAAGUAAAAAAAGGCAGAUUUUCGCAUAAAUUCAUGUUAUCUUACCUACGUAGUAAAGUGUCAGUGCAAUAUACCGAUGGUUCUGUCGGCUAUCCAUGCAUCGACGUAUUUCAUUGAAUCGAUGUAAAUGUGUCAUAGAUGUGACUGGUUUCAAAGAUAUAUCAGAUGACGCAAUGUGCAUUCGAAAAUCGAUCACGUAUGUUGAUUAAUUAUCAAUAGUAAUAAUGUGCAGCCUGGAAGUCUGUUAUCUUCGCACAUAACAUAGUAAUCAUGGUCGGUUUGAGAUAAGAGCGUCUCAAGUUACCAACUGAGAGGGGCGCCAGGAACUACACAACAUAGAGCGACAUUUUAUGUCGCUGCUGGACGUUAGAAAAGUAUCCUGGUUUCCAAAAAAUAUAUGGUAACACAGAUGACGAUGUCAGUAAUCGAUAUUAAAGACACACCUUUCAAUUGUUCACAAGCUACUUACUAUUCCAACACUGUACACGACUGGCCCAUCAUAGGACGACUCCCAUUAAUCACGUCGAAGUUGGCUUCACGUAUACUGCUCAGCAAGAGCCAACGUUUCUUUACUGAAGGAGGAAGUUUGCAAAAAUAUGACGACGUAAGUACGUGGUAUCUCUUUGGAAUCAAAUAACAGCAUCAAUCACAAUUACAUUUUCAAGCACCACGAGUGGUCUCAGCCACCUAAACCAUUUUCAAGAGGUUAUGAGCCUAGUGCCGAGUCUAUCUGUAAAGCUCUACUACGCAGUACCCUUAAUCUCUCGUAAAUGGCCUUGGCAGCUGAAACUGGUAGUAGUCUCCGGCAAUAAAACUGAUACUGCAACUACCACACUGGCGGCCCAUGAACCAAAUGUUCAAAUUGCUGAAAAAAAAUGUUUUCGUAUUAAAAGCGUGAGGUAGAAGCAACAGCUCAUGCUAGCUACGAUAGAAAACCGAUUCUUGUGUUCUGAUAUUCAACGUAGGACGUUGCUAUGCUUCUCGCUUCAAGGUGUUAUUUAAAAAACAUUCGUCAGUAUAUGAGAACUAUAGACUACCAACCAUCCUCAAUGUUCAGAUCUCAAUGUAUUUUACAACAGAGUAAAUUACCAUGUCUUUUAUGGGUAAUGCAGUACAAUGUUUCCUCGACAAAAUAAUUUUUCAGUAUUUUAAUGCUUUAAGCAUUCUGGCAUCGUUAAUGCAGGGUCAAUACCGCACACCCACUAAUGGAAACCAAAAGUGGCUGCACCUUGACACAAAGUAAUUUCGUAUUUGUAAUCUCAGUUAUGUAAAGAAUUUUUAGUGGCUAAAUUUCCUUCCUCUAAAUGUUAUUGAUCGGUACAUAAAAUUAGCGUUAGCUGUUCUCUUACAAUAACAUCGAUGGGCUCCACUAGAACAGCUUACUUUCAUGUAGCUGCCAUGAUACUCUGAUAAACGUCUUGAUGUAAACACAGCCAUAUUAUACAACUUUUGCAAGACGAUUCAUUGAGUGUUGAGGCACCGCUUUCCUGUCGGAAAGACAGCUUCGUGUAUAAGGUGUCUUUCAGAUAACUGUAUAAGGGAUACUUAAUCCUCCUGAUCUCCAUGUUUUGCAGCUAUUAAGCUGAUUACAAGUUUUCUUAACUAAUACCGUACCAGUGGCAAACAAUUAUUGAAAUUUGUAAAAGAAUAUUAUAAACCUUACCAAAGAUUAUUGCAGUUAGAGAAUUAAUGUGAGAUGUAUGGAAGAAAUCACAUAUUCAUAAUCAUAAAAUUUUUGCUUAUAAAUUGGCGAAUGUUACAAAAUAAUGGAUGAAGAACAUUAUUAGAAGUAUGCAACAGUUUAUUA
This is a messenger RNA of Schistocerca serialis cubense, 4401 nucleotides long. RefSeq names its product ras-related and estrogen-regulated growth inhibitor-like. The transcript has 6 exons. The record is from RefSeq and is a predicted model, not a curated record. Gene Ontology annotation, molecular function: GTP binding; GTPase activity. The coding region runs from base 116 to 841 and encodes 241 amino acids. NCBI's taxonomy places the organism in Eukaryota, Metazoa, Arthropoda, Insecta, Orthoptera, Acrididae.